Molecule: messenger RNA, 2691 nt
Organism: Abrus precatorius (Indian licorice)
Lineage: Eukaryota; Viridiplantae; Streptophyta; Magnoliopsida; Fabales; Fabaceae
Exons: 13
Coding region: 1-2691 (896 amino acids)
Source: RefSeq, a predicted model, not a curated record
AUGAAUGCCAAUUUUCUGGAGCUUAAUGUAGUAUAUCAUGUUAUAAUAUUCAAAGAGACUGAUGUUUUAUCGCCAAAGACUAUUGCGUUGCCACUGCCUACUCUUACUAUUAACAUUCUGACAGUUGUUCCAAAUGAGGCUAAGGUUCAAAAUGUUCUAAUUGAGAAUGAAAAUUUGAUUCAAAAUGUAGCUACCCCUCAUGUUGAUAAUAUGUAUAAUCCUCCGAUAAUAUAUGAUGAAAUUGGAAAGGGGUUGCUUAGCUCCUGGAAAUCCAUGUCAAUGGCAGAUGAUGAUGCAAUGGAUUUUAGCUUUGACACUGUUUCUAAAAGCAAGAAAAAGACAUUUGACUUUGAAAAACUGGACAUAAAUUUUAAUCUGGAUGGUGAGUUUGACAAGAUAUCAUCGUUUAAGUUGGACAUGUCAGAUCUUGAUUUCACAUGCUUACCAAAAAAGACUUCGCAGUCUAAGGAUAAAAAGGCAGAAGCUUCUGGUGCAAAAGCAGGGAAACAAGAUGGGUUUAAUUUCAGCUUUGAUUUUAAUGAGUUGGAUAGCUUUAAUCUUGAUUCAAGCUUAAUAAAAGUAGAUACUAGUUCCAGCAGUAACCCAAGAAAAAAAGGAGUUACUACAGAUGGAAGUGAUAAUGAAGCUGCUAAAAUGCCAAAAACCAAUGAUGAUGGUGUCCAUACAACUAAUGGUAGUUUGGCAUUGAAACCCCCUGCGUCAGAGAUGCUGGAAACUAUGAAGGUUGAGACUUUAGAUGGUAGCCUAGGGAAUAUAGUUUCCAAAGAGGAUGGUUCUGUUUCCAAAAUUUUAUCCGCAGGGAAUCUCGACCUGCUAAUUGAGAAUCAAACUUUUGAUACAAGUAGAUGUAAAAGUGCAGAAGAAGUUGAUCAAGAAAGAGAUAUACCUGAGAAGACAAAGUCAUCAGAAUUAAAAUCGGAGCAGGUUAUCAGUAUGGCACCUUCCCAGUCAGUAGGUAAGAGUGAUUCAGAGCAGGACACUAUCUUAAACCAGCGGACAAAAGUUUUUUCAUCUGGAACAAGCGUCAUCAACGUGUCAGGAGAUACAGAAGAGGUUAACAAUCAAGCGGUAUAUGAGCAUACAAAAAUGUUUUCAUCUGGUAGAACAUUAAUUAAUGUUUCAGGUGAUAAACAUGAGGUUAAUGAUAAGUCAACAUAUGUAGAUUCUGAUGGGGUAGACUUACCAUUAGAACAUACAUCCCCUCCUCACAUCAGUAAGUCUGAUAGCAGUGUUGAAGAAGCAAUUAAUCUAGGUAGCAGUACCCAAGAAAGAGUUACUAAUGACCCUCAUCCAGAAAAAAGAUAUACGGGGUGUGAAAAUAUAAAUAAAGCCGAUGCCUUGAAGAACGUAUCAUGUGACAAUGACACCGGAGAAAACCGAAAAACAACUUCUGAGUGUCAUUUGGCUCCAUCAAGCAGUAAACAUUUAGUUGAUAAAAUGAUGCCAAUGAAAGAUAAAAAACUUCAAGAUAUGCAGUCAAAUAUGUUCAGCAUGCCAGAGGACAAAAGGGAGAACUUCAGAUCAAAUGACACAAUGCUUGGAAGCAAAUUAGUAAGCAAUUCCAUUGAAUGUUCCAGCAAACUAAUUAGGGAUGCAGCAACAUUGCUUGAUAGCAAAGAUGAUCCUAAAACUCGUAGCAAUACCAGGGAAGAAAUUGCUUCUGAUGUUAUGCCAAGUACAGGCAAGUUGGCUGGAAAUAUGCAAUCAUUUCGCGAAGAAGUAAAUAAAAGCAAGGCGACAUUUCUAGAAAAUAGCAUGUCAACCAAAGAUUUGACUAUGUUGAGUUCUCAAGUUAAUCCUUCCUGCUUAACAGAAAAGACAGGUAGAACUACUAACCAGAUAUCGGUGAAUUCUCAACCUGAAGCUUCAGGCAAGGAGUCCUCUGAGAAAUCAAGAAUUGCAUCCAUAGAAGGAAAUAAACUCUCUUCUUUUAAAUCUUGCAAGAUCACUCCUACUCUUUCAAGCUUAAAGACUUUAAGGAACAUUGGAGCUAACAGGGUUCAAGCAACUUCUUUACAUAAAAAUGAAAAAAACUCCUUAUUAAGCUUGGGACAGAGGAUGGAGAUACAGGGUAUUACAGCACCUACGAAUCACCAUCUGACUGACAGUGGUGACAAUCAGAAGUCUUCAACCCCAUUCUUGAAGAGGAAAACUAUUGAGGUUUCUGAAGCAGACUGUACAUCCUUGAGGUCCUUAAAGCGCCUCUGUCAAUCUCCUAGUAAAAGCAGAAAUUCUAAAGAAUCUUCAGAAGAAGUUGUUGGAGAGGUAGAGAGUAUCCCCAACAACUUACUCUACAGUCAUUCAACCUCUGGACUUAAAAGUCCAUCGGAGAUUAAAGUGACAGAAAUGGAAAUGCCUGAUUCUGCGGCACUAAUGGAAGAUAACAGCAAUGUCGAAAAGGCUGAAGCAUAUAUGAAGGAACUUGAAGACAUUUGUAACAUGCUGAAAAAGAAGCACGAGGAAGCAAAAGAAUUAUUAGUCCAAGCCAUUGUGAACGACAAUAACUUACUAAUGCUUAAUCAUCCCAUUUAUGAAGAAGAAAUAUCCUCCCACUCUUCUUUUAUGUCAUUUCCUCCUAUUCAUUUAAUGGUAGAUAUUAAUGCUGGUUAUUUCCUUGACAUUUGUGAACAUUCGGAAGGUUCAGAAAUUUGCUUUGCAGUUGAUGUCUAA